CGUCACAACCUGCACGGCCGUGGAAGGAGUCGCUUGUUGAGCAGCUGCACUUUUCUGCUCAGAUGUAUCAUUUUAAAGUACUUUUUCCACUAAAUAUUUCAGUUUUAUUCUGUGCUGCGACUGGGCGAAACGUGUAAUAAAAGAGUAGCGAGAGAUAAGCGAAUAGUAACGUCGUACGCUGUCUCUGAGUCCGUCCCACGGAGGAGGGACAAACACACGGAGGACUGAGGCUGAGCACUGCGGGAAUGUAACUUGUGUAUGAAGGAGGCUCCUUCUUCACCACUUCUCACAUGGAUGUACAACAUGCUUCAUCAUGGAUGCUCCAGCCUCUGUCUGUAGGCUCAUGUUGGUGGUAAUUCCUCCUCCGCUGCUCAUUGUCAUUCUGUGGUUAUUUAUUCAUUGCAGCAGCAGAGGAGGAGACACAUGGACAGAAGAGAAAGUGGACAUUGAGAGGAGACAAAGAGGAUCUCCCUGCACAGUACUGUAACGAAGCACAAGGAGGGAGAGAAGACUGGAGACGAGGAUCAUCAUGAUGGCAGAAGCAGGAGCAGGAGCUGAACACCCUUCAGUGUCACUGCACAGCCUCCCAUGUGAAUCACACUGUUUUGGGGACACGGUGACCUCUUACUCUGAGGACUCAGCAGCACUCAUGGAUAUGUGUGUAAAAAGUGAGCCUGAAGAUGAGCACAUUUCCCACCCUGAAUAUUGUACUGAGGUUCAAGAGAUGGGCUCAGGGCUGCACCUGGAUACCGAGCACAUUAAAUCUGAGAUUGUCACGGUCAAAAUAAUGGAGGACAGUACUGAUCUACAGUACAGAACUACUGAGGGGUUCUGUCCUCCAUCAGAGCACUUACACUCUUCUACUUUUGUUUCAUCCCAACAAUAUAAAUCAGACAGAGAGGAAGUCAAAACAGAGCAGCAUUUCUCUAGAACAGAAAUAACAGUUAGUGGAGCUGAAAGUCACCAUGUAAAGGAAGAGUAUGAAAAUUUUCCAACUCCUGUAUAUGGAAAAUACAAAUCAGACAGAGAGAGCAUUAAUGCAGAGCACUAUUCUCUGUUACAAAGAACAUCCAGAAUAGAUACAGCAGUUAAUGAAUUUGAAAGUCACAGUAUAAAGGAGGAGCAUGUUGAUGUACAGGUGAAUGGUCUCAUCUCUAUUCCUUGUUCAUUGUCUAUGCAGUAUAAAUCAGAGACAGGUAUAGUUAAGGUAGAGCAGCAUUCUCAGCUGGAGAGCCCUUCUAGUCCAGAGUUCACAGUUAAUGAUAGUGCACAUGAUCUUUUACAUAAUAAUUCUGUGAAGAUGGGGAGCAGUUUAAUUAGAGUAGGACAUGAUGUCCAAGCGAUAGGUGCUUUGGAACAGUCUGUGGGAUCCUCCACCAGUGGUCUUCCUAACAAGGCCAGUAAAUGGAAAUGUAAUGAUGGUUUUAUCCUUAGCGCCCAGAAAUUGCAAUGUCUUCAGUGCAGAAAGGUUUUUAAAAGCCAGUCACACCUUGAAAAGCAUUUGGAGAUUCACUCAGGUGGCAAACAUUAUUGUAUGCAGUGUGAAUCCAGUUUUUCUCCAACUUGUCAGUUAAAACAUCACCAGUUUCUUCCUUCUCCUUUGAAACGAUCUACACGUACCAAAUAUGAAAAUAUUCUUACUCAGGUAGCCAAGAAGUUAAAGCAGCAGCAUUGGGGUUGCUAUAAAUGCAAUCAUUGUGGAAAGAAUUUUUCUCAAGCGGCUUACUUAAAACAACAUCAGGUUGUUCAUUCUGGGGAGAAACCAUAUAAAUGUAGUCAGUGUGGAAAAAGUUUUUCCCGAAGAGGUCAUUUAAAACAGCACCAACUUGUUCAUUCUGGUGAGAAACCAUUUAAGUGUAGUGACUGUGGGAAGGGGUUUUCUUUAACCUGUCACUUAAAGGAGCACCAGCUUGUUCAUUCUGGUGAAAAACCCUAUAAAUGCAGUGAAUGUGGCAAGAGUUUUUCCCAAGGAGGCACCUUAAAACGGCACCAACUUCUUCAUUCUGGUGAGAAACCAUUUAAGUGUAGUGACUGUGGGAAGGGGUUUUCUUUAAUUUGUCACCUAAAGGAGCACCAGCUUGCCCAUUCUGGUGAAAAGCCAUUUAAAUGUUGUGAAUGUGGAAAGAGUUUUUUUCGAACUGGUCAAUUAAAACAGCAUCAACUUGUUCAUUCUGGUGAGAAACCAUAUAAAUGUAGUGAAUGUGGGAAGACAUUUUCCGUUGGAAGUAACUUGAAAAAGCAUCAACGUGUUCAUUCAGGAGAGAAGCCGUAUAUAUGUAGUGAAUGUGGAAAAAAUUUUUCCCAGUAUGAUCACUUAAAACGGCAUCAGCUUAUUCAUACUGGUGAGAAACCAUAUAAAUGUAGUCAAUGUGGAAAGUGUUUUUCUCGAUCUGGUAAUUUAAAACAGCACCAGAGCAUUCAUACUGGUGAGAAACCAUAUAAAUGUGGUGAAUGUGGAAAGAGAUUUUCUCGAGCUAGUCAUCUGAAACAGCACCUUCGUGUACAUACUGGUGAAAAACCAUAUGCAUUUAAUCAACAGGAGCAAUGUAGUGAAUGUGGUAGAAGUUUUUCUCAGUACAGUCACUUGAAACAACACCGGCUUGUUCACUCGGGUGAGAAACCCUAUAAAUGUAAUGAAUGCGGAAAAAGUUUUUCUCAGUCUAAUAAUUUAAAACGGCACCAGCUUAUUCAUUCAGGUGAGAAACCAUAUAAAUGUAAUGAAUGUAGAAAGAGUUUUUCUCAGUCUAAUAAUGUAAAACAACAUCAGCUUGUUCAUUCUGGUGAGAAACCCUAUAAAUGUAAUCAAUGUGAGAAGAGUUUUUCUGUUGGAAGUAACUUGAAGCAGCACCAGCGUGUUCAUUCUGGUGAAAAACCGUAUAAAUGUAGUGAAUGUGGAAAGAGCUUCUCUCAAUGUGGUCACUUGAAACAGCAUCAACUUAUUCAUUCUGGUGAAGAUGGAAAGAGUUUCGCUCAGUCAACUUAAAACAGCAUCAUCAUGUUCAUACCCGUGCGAAACCAUGUAAGCGUAGUGUACGUGAACAAAGUUUGGAAGUACAGUAAUGCCCAAAAGUCUUAGGCACUUUAGAUGUUUCACACAAACAUUUGUCUUAGAUGGGUUUUAUUUCUGCAUUAAUGUGUCAAAAGGAAAGAGUGUAUUGAUCUAGUAGUAGACCAUGGUCCAGAUAAAAAACUUGAGGUCUUUGUAGGCAUAUAGCUCGGUUCAUGAUGAAAUAAAUACAACAAACAGGCACUAAUUGUUGGUGACAAUGUAUAGAUUGAUCCAAACUGAUUGGAACGUAAACGGUUGUGUAGAUGGAGUAAUGCUGGGUGAGGGACAAUAAUACUGAAAAGGUGAGGCUGCAGAAUAUGUGACAGUUUAACCCUCAAAUCUUACACCAUAGCAAGAGUGAGCAUAGCAACAAGACACAAGGUGCUCAUCUUGCAUUAGCGAAGUCCCUCCCAGACAGAAAUUUUGCAGCAGGCAGGUGUUUCCAGGUGUGCUGUGCAAGCUCUUCUCCAGAAGCACAAACAAGCGGGCAAGUGUGAGCACUAGAAACGCAGUGUUCUGCCACGGGAACCGAGUUCAGCAGAUGAGGGAUGCAUCAAGCUGACUUCCCUUUGAAAUAGGAAGAUAUUCAGCCCUGCUAUCAUCUCAGAACUGGCAGAAACCACUGGGACCCUGGUACACCCAUCUACAGUCUGGAGCAGUCUUGCCAUCAGUGCUCUUCAUGGAAGAGUUGUGACCAAAAAGCCCUUCCUCCGCAUUGGAAACAAAGCCAAGUGGCUCACUUAUGCCUGAAAACACAAACACUGGGGUGCAGAAAAUUGGCAGCAGGUGCUCUGGACUGUUGAGUGAAAAUGUGACAGUUUUGGUUCUAACAGAAGGCAGGCUGUCCCCCGAAGGGCUGGGAAGCACUACAUGGAUGAGUGUUUGCAAGCAAGAGUGAAGCAGGGCGGAGGUUUUCUGAGGUUUGGGGCUGCGUUUCUGCAAAUGGAGUUGGUGAUUUGGUCCAACUGAGUGGCCCCCUCACCACUGAGUAGGAGAGGGAAGUUCUUAUUCAUCCUGCAGUACCAUCCUCAUUUUUCACAAGUGCCUAAACCGUAUGUGCAGCAGUGUAUAUAAUACACUUGUGAGCCCCCUUUUUUUGUCCUUUUCUCCGUUUGCAUCAUAAUUUACCGUGCUAUUGUGUAAAUGUCGUUGGUAAAAAUUAAAAAAAGGAAAUAGUUCUUUUACUUUUAUCACCGUCUUCCUGUUACUACUAUUUUUUGCAUUCAGUAUUUGAAGUCUCUUUAAAACCAGUCAUGUCUCUUCUAAUUCAAAUGACUGGCUCCUUGCUGUCAGCUAACGUUUUGUGGAUUUCGUUGGCAACUGUGGACUGUUAGUCACAACUUUCUCUUCAGCCAGACAUGUUACUUUUGCUACAAACCCAGUAGCAACACUUUCUCACUGUCAGAUGUCUGAUCCCAUUGGCCAUUGUCCUGUCUUGACCAGUCAGAGUACAUGCUGAGUUUUCUCUUACUUCGACUUAACUUGAUCAUUCAUGGUGAGGAGUGAUUAGAGAACGGAGGGAAAAUGUUUCAAUAAUGGAGUAAGUUGUGCGAGAUUGUACGAAUUCUUGGAAUGAGUUACUGGUCAGUCAAUCUGUCUGUCUGUCAGUUAUCUUCUGCAUGUUCUGGAGAGGGUUGUGAUGGUAUCACGCUGAGCAGGUAGGCUCACACCUUCCUUUCCCCAGCAACAGUCUCCAGUUGCUCAGUGGGAAUAGCAGGCAUUCCCACACAGCUCACACAUACUGUAUAAAGUGUGAAAUGUGUCCUGCGUUUGGCCAAGGGUCUUCUCCCAGUGGGAUGUACAUGGUAUAGCUUCAGUAGCAGCUGACCAGUCUGUGUUUCACUUUCCUUUGCUCAUAAAGAAGACCCUGAGAUACUUGAACUUCUCCACUAGGAGCAGCUCUUCCCCAUGACCUGCAGAGAGUAACCCAGUCUUUUCCACGUGAGGAGCAUAACCUCAGAUUUGGAGGUGCCGGCUGUGCCACGGAGAAGAGUUCAUCCGCUGUUCCAUGACCAAGAAGAGACCUACAUUGCUCUUCCUCUGGUGGUGUCUCCUUCACAGGACCAUGGCACAGGCUUUGCCAAGGAGGGUGAAGAGUGUGAUCCCUGUACAUAGAACACACCCUCUUUUCCUCUUUCAUUAGUGUGAGGACUACCGCCUCAGUUUGCCUUACCUGCCUUCCACGCAACGCCAAAGAGGUGAGUGAGCCCUUGUGUGCCGUCAGUAGGUGGGGAUGGGCCCGAUUCUGACUUGUUACAUUUUGACUUGCCUAAGGUUUCCGGAACAUCGGUCCAAAACCCUCUGUACCGUGAAAAUAUUUUCCUAAUUUUAUAGUAAAGCUGAAUGGUUUUUUUCUACUCUGGUCCUGUUCCUUCUUGUGGUACAUCGCUCCCUCCCACUGGAACGAGCACUUUGUUAAUUGCUUGGUUUACUAACCGAAAAUGUUUCGUGGCUAAACAUCUAACUAUACUUCACGUAUGUUGUCGUCUUGUCUGCCUGCCAAUCGAUGUCAGUGUCACUGCACAUGAACUCCAACUUGUUCUUUGUUUUUAUAUGGAAGUAUUAUGGUUUUACACUUACUGGAAUCUUAAUGGAUCUUUCCGGUGCUUUUUAUACAGAAUGACUUGAACAAGAAGUCUGUUAAUUUAC
Scleropages formosus (Asian bonytongue) is the source of this 5698-nucleotide messenger RNA. RefSeq names its product zinc finger protein 345-like. NCBI's taxonomy places the organism in Eukaryota, Metazoa, Chordata, Actinopteri, Osteoglossiformes, Osteoglossidae. The transcript is spliced from 2 exons. Gene Ontology annotation, cellular component: nucleus. Gene Ontology annotation, biological process: regulation of transcription by RNA polymerase II. The record is from RefSeq and is a predicted model, not a curated record. Bases 530 to 2983 code for a protein of 817 amino acids. Gene Ontology annotation, molecular function: DNA-binding transcription factor activity, RNA polymerase II-specific; RNA polymerase II cis-regulatory region sequence-specific DNA binding.